Messenger RNA from Patella vulgata (common limpet), 4336 nucleotides. RefSeq names its product tumor necrosis factor ligand superfamily member 10. Gene Ontology annotation, cellular component: membrane. Gene Ontology annotation, molecular function: tumor necrosis factor receptor binding. The coding region runs from base 188 to 1171 and encodes 327 amino acids. NCBI's taxonomy places the organism in Eukaryota, Metazoa, Mollusca, Gastropoda, Patellidae. Gene Ontology annotation, biological process: immune response. The record is from RefSeq and is a predicted model, not a curated record. The transcript is spliced from 5 exons.
AGUUCGAUCAUAGUCAAGAAAUCACGAUAACCGAAGGUCGCCUAGUAUGUAGGGUUCCGGAAUCUGCCGAGGUUUGCCGAGUGAGGUCGCCGUAUAACAAAAUUCCAGACAUGCGCACAAUUCAAUGUUUCCACCCGAAACCUUCUGCAGACAUCAACAUUUGAUGAUUUAAUAUUUAUUACCCAAAAUGGGCAAACCAUCCCUUGGAAUACCGACGAAAGUUCCCAGUAAUACUUUGAGUUCCCAAGAUGGAGAAGGUCUGCUGUUACCGAAAAUAGAAAUUGAUGUAGCAACCGAUCUUAAAACGAUAAGUCGAUCUUAUCUGAGACGUGUUGUAGUAUCCAUUUUUAUUUCUUUCUUUACUCUCUCACUUGGUCUGGCUCUUGUAUAUUUAUAUUUGAAAGUCAGACUUCUCGAGACUAAAGUUUCAGUUUCAGAAGAUUUACCAGAGUUUUGUAUGGAGUGUUCAGAGUUAUAUGCAAGCUCUAUCAACAACCAGGUGAAGGAAGUUGCAGUAAUUAGAAGAGAAGAGGACAAGUUAAAAUGUUGUGCUAAAACACCAGAACAAUAUACAUGGUUGAUGAAAAAGAUGCAAGACAGCCUUCAGUUAAAGAGACUCGUAUCAAAAGACGUGACAUUUAGUCUCUUACACAAGACACCAGUAGCAGCUCACAUGUUAAUUGGUACUGAUCUUUCUGAUCAUCAAAACAACCCAAGAAUAAACGAUGUUGCCAACCUUCCACCUGUCCACAAUUUAUUACCUACCAGAUCAUUAUCAUUAUUAUCAGGGGUUAAAUUACAACACGAUCGUCUAAUUGUUCAAACUAAAGGUAUCUAUUUGGUCUACAGUCAGAUUUAUUUUAAACUGAUUGAAGAUGUUAACUGGCCUGAUGGAUUAAAAAUCAUCAGUCAUAUUGUAGACAGGUAUAAUGAUAAUCUACCUAAUGAUGGGGAAGAGAAAUUAUUACAAAGUGUCCACACCUUGACAGAGAUAUCAACACAACGUAGAAGUAACAUUGAUUUCCACUCAAGUUAUAUCUCUGGUGUAUUUGAGUUAGAUGUUGGUGAUGAGAUAUAUACCAGAGUAACAAGUCGUCAAAUUGUUUCUAGAGACCCAACACUCAAUUAUAUAGGGCUAGUUAUGUUGUCAGAUCCAUUAAAAGAAAACUAGAACCAGUGACGUAAUAUGUGGGCGUAUUAUGUCGUCACACCAUCCGUCGGCCCGCCAACAAUUGUCUUGUGAACGCAUGAGAGUCUAUAUUUUUCAACAGAUUUUUAUACGCGCACAUUUCUGUGUGGGUGUAUUAUGUCGUAACCCUAUCCGUCGGCCCAUCCGUCAUCUAUUGACUUUCGAAGCGAUGGAGGCUACAAUCUUUGACGGAUUCUUUUCAAAUUUGGUGUGGAGCAUCCUGGGCCUAAGAGGAUGAACCCUAUUGAUAUUCAACGUUCAGCAGCCUUUCGAACCAGAGUUAUACCACCUUUUCAUUGUGAACGCGAUGGAGACAGUAGCUUUUGACGAAUUCUUUUCAAAUUUGGUGUGAAUCAUUGUGGUCAUGAGAGGACAAACCCUAUGUAUUAUGUGACUUUCCUGGGGUUGUGUGGUCUAGUGGUAAGAUCAUAAGAUCUGUUAUUGAGACAAGUGGCGUGGUGUCGAUUCCCCGCUUGUACGUGACAAACCUCAAUGGUUUUCCCCGUGCCGCGUUUUCCCCCAUUGAAAUAAAAUUGAACCAUACGUUAGUCCCGUAAUGACUUAGUUUGCGUCAAGUGGACGUUAACCACCCCCCUCUCUCUCUCCCUUUCUCUGUCUCUAGCUCUCUCUAGUAGUCAUGCUUUUUCGCGGAAAUUCAGUGCAUGUUAGGAGUUCUCGUGCCAGGAUUGUCCUGCUCUCGUGCAUUGUUUUAAAGAUGUUUGGGGUUAUGGGUAGCGACAAAGUUAAUAUAUUAUCCGAACUGUCUUUUACUUUAAUAGUCUUCAAUGUUGGACCUUAUAAUACAAGGCCCAUGGUUUAACCAACAUAUUUGUAAUGUUUUAUUUGUGUUUUGUUUUCACUGUGAAAGGGACUAAGUCCCUAUGAUUUAGCACCUAGAAAUGGACCUAAAUGGGUUGCAACACAUAUAAUGUAAUAUAAAUGUAUAUUUUGAAGAUUAGUCAUGAUUUUGAGGUGGAAGGGUAAAAGUGUUGGAUGUUUACUUGCAAGCUACUUCCAGUUUGUGUAUCUCAUAGUAUUUUCCAGUUAAAUAUGGACUAAAAUGUGCACUUUCACAACUUUAUUUUUAAAGAAUCAAAAUUACAGUUUCUGGCAAAAUAACCUUGUUGUUGUAGUCAUCUAAAUAUUUUAACAGAGAAAUAAGUUCUUUGUUAUAUGAAGUUAAAAAAAAAUAAUAUUCUUAAUACAAAUUGACGGAUAACAUCAAUUUAAAAAUUCUUUUAACGUCUAAAAGUACAGUUUAUGUCACAAUAGCGUCACUUUACAUCCGGUAUUUUGUAAUUGACUAAAUUACAAAUUGACUAUUUGCUCUAGGCGUCAAAUGGUGAAAACUUGAUUAAAAUCGAAUAAUGAAUAACUUUGCUACGGGCAAAAUUACAUGGAUCUUUUUUACAUCAAAAUGAUCGCAUUUAUUUGAUCUAUUUGGCGAUAGGAAUAAAACAAAUACAUAACGAAAAAAACAAACUAUUUGUUGAAUACAGUUUUAGCAAAAAUUGCAUCACUUCAAAAAUGAUCAAAGCAAAAAUUCCUAUUUUCCGCAAACUAAUUUUGGAAAGUAUAUUAUUAUUAUUCAUUCAUAACUUUCAUAUAGUAUGUUAAUACUGAUCCUCAAUAUUCCCAGUGGUAUCAUGCCGUUCUAUUUCACUAACCCUGGGUUCAUUCACGGGUGAGACACAUGAUCAUAUUGCCCAAUUAAAUUUUUUUCCCAGAAGAGGGGUAACUCGCAUUUCGUUGAAAGUAAGUUCGCCGAAAGAUUGUUGUAAACUUUGUGAAAAGGAUUUGUUUUUGUGUGCUUGUCAUUUCCGUGAUAUUAAAUUUCGUGCAACGUUUCUCAUAAUCAAACGUACAAGGUGCUGUAUUGUAGUGUAAUGAUGCUAAGAGGUAGAAACAACUCAUGUGGCCAAGGGCAAAUAAUUCGUGAAUACCACGUGAAUAGACCCAGGGGUUAGGGGAACGAUACCACUGGGAAAGUCAUGAACAAAUAAAUAUACGUUCAAAAAUAGUUUUAAAAUUUUAAAAAGUUAUAUGAGUGUUAUCAAGACUAAAACAAAAUAACGGAAAAAGAAUAUCCCCAUCCUCCCCCAUUCCUACGUACGUUGUAUCAGAGGCGUGCUGGGCGAGUAGGCCUACUGUUUUCUAAUAAAUGCAAAAACAAAAGAUAACACUCGAAUUCGAUGAAAUUUCCUACCAGGGUAUACAUAGGAGUGUGCGUUGCUAUGUGCCCUGCGUCUGAAAAAGUGCCCUUUCGUCUGAAAAAGAGCCCUAGAAUUAGUUGUCUCAAAUACUCAAGGAAAAGCCAAAACGACAAUGAUGUGGUCAGCCUGUCCCUCCCUCCCUGCUGUCCUUCCAACCAGAUCCAGUGAUACUAAAACCCAAUCGCACCCAAUGUACUAUAUGCACCAUCGAUCACUCUGCGCUGCUGGUUGGCUCUCAGUACCGAAGACAAAGACAAGUCAUAGACACAUAGAAUGACUCAAACUAAAAAAAGAAAAGAAAAUAACAAUUAUGAACUUACUAGUAUGAACCAGUGACUACUAAGUUGGGAUCACGUGUUUAUUCGCACGUUCUUAGUGUGCCUUCAAAAUUUCGUGGAACAUUUAGGAAGAUCUCGCGAAACACUUUUUGAUAAUCACUGCCCUAGACGAAGAAGUAUCGGAGUUUGACACAAAUUUCUAGAGAAAACGCCGUGGGCUGAUAUUUGAGAGAUUUUAUUUUAUUUCGGGAUCAAAUAAUUUACAUAAUACUCAGAAUCAAUUAAUCUGUUUUUGUUUUAUUUAUUUCGAUAAGUGAAUUUAGGAAAGUGGAAAGCAAAUCGGAAGUUGCAACAAACUCCACAGGAACGUUUAAACUGCCAGCAUUCUCAAGGCUAACACGCUAACCGUUACCAUGGCUAGCCUUUAAUAGACUUUUACACUGGAGCCACUGCAGGCAGAAUUAAUGCAAACAUCUACACACGAUUUGUGCAUUCUUGAUGAAUUUGACAGAUUAGAUUUUUCUUAUUCGUGUUAUAUAUAGGCCCACGACAAAAAACUUUGUGAAAUGAUCUUGGGUGACAUAAUUCCAAUGAAAAAUAUCCUGAUAUUGACUAAUUCUUUUUGUAACCCACUUCAAUAAACUUGCUUUCACAUC